AUGGGGGGGGAAUGGAGAUCUCGACGCGGUGCUGUGCGCGAUGGCUGUAACGACAUGGUGAUGGCACAGAUCGAGGCUGCAGUGAUUUUAUGUUUUUGUGGUAGUUGUGGUAUUUUUGUUGGCAAUGUGUUGGAUCUAGUGAUGGCGACAUUGUUGGUGGUGGUGACCAUUUGGUUGCUCUGUGACCAAUCAUUGGUGGUGGAUUGGGUUCGGCAAUGGAGUAUUUGGGCCAGAAUUCCUAUUUUGACAUCUCAUUUUCCCCCUUUCUUACAAAUAGACCUGCACCUUUCGAUUACAACUCAAACAAAUUCUGUAGUGAAAUCAGGCCAAGAGGAGUAUGGGAGGAGGACACGGCCACGGCGUAACGUACAAAGGCGUAACAUUGCACCAACCCAAGCGGUGGCAUACUGUUACUGGCAAGGGCCUAUGUGCCGUCAUGUGGUUUUGGAUUUUGUACAGGGCAAAGAAAGAUGGUCCUGUAGUAUUGGGCUGGAGGCAUCCUUGGGAUGGCCACGAAGAUCAUCAUUAGGUUUCCGAUGGAUAGCCGAAAAUGAAAUAUGAAGCGCUUUACUUAUCAGUUCUUGGUAUCUUUGUCAUUUGGAAAUGAACUUGUUUCUGUACAACAAUAAGUUGAUUGUGUGAAGCGAAUGGCUUGAACAUGAGAUUAUGCGCAACUGUUAUUUUGUUUGCUGUUUGAAUGUUUUCUAAAUGCAUAUUACAUUGGAUGCUUCUCUUCAAUAUAGUUUGGUGAUCUGCAGUAUUGAUUUUA
This is a messenger RNA of Olea europaea var. sylvestris, 769 nucleotides long. RefSeq lists its product as uncharacterized. Lineage: Eukaryota; Viridiplantae; Streptophyta; Magnoliopsida; Lamiales; Oleaceae. The record is from RefSeq and is a predicted model, not a curated record. The transcript is spliced from 6 exons. Bases 1 to 561 code for a protein of 186 amino acids.